AUGGAGAUGAAGUUGCUCAGGGGCAGUAUCAAAUCUGCACUGGCCUUUGUGAUGGAUGGAGAGAUCAAGUUGCACAACAAGGUUUACAAGAAGUGGUCAGCUUUGCGACCAGUGCUUCAAGCAUGGGUGCUGAAGUGUUAUGAGACGGUGGAUCUUCAUGCUGUGCAAACCCUGACGACAAGCUCUGGUGUUGAGAACGACAACGACAGGGUUGAGAACCUUGCAAAGAUUCUGCCUGCUCUCAACAGAUCUCACUCUGAUGCUGAGCUUCCUGCCAUUGUCAAGGCAUGCAAAUCGAAGGCUCUGGAUGCACUCAUUCCGGACUUGUUCAGAUGGUUGGAGGCAGAGAGAGUUGCCACCAAGCAGAUCAAUCCACUCGAGGCGAAACCGUCCUCGCACAUGACCAUGGCCAAGAUUCUCGAGCAGUGGGAAGACUUGUGCAGCUGUGGUGAAAAGAGGACAUAUCGGACGUGA
Molecule: messenger RNA, 474 nt
Organism: Symbiodinium necroappetens
Lineage: Eukaryota; Dinophyceae; Suessiales; Symbiodiniaceae
Source: the annotation of a GenBank genome assembly